Postia placenta MAD-698-R-SB12 is the source of this 552-nucleotide messenger RNA. RefSeq lists its product as hypothetical. Lineage: Eukaryota; Fungi; Basidiomycota; Agaricomycetes; Polyporales; Adustoporiaceae. The transcript is spliced from 7 exons. The record is from RefSeq and is a predicted model, not a curated record. The annotation marks the transcript as partial.
UCAAGUGCGCUAACGUACAGGCCAACGGCGGCUCCUGCACCUACCCUGCGUGCAACUGCGCUGAGCCACCCAAGAGCAAGUAAUAAGCUCUGGGGCAAUCUUCCGCCUCUGAAGCAUGCUGCCGCAGUACGGGGCACACCUGCCUCUGAAAGCAUCGGCCUCGAGCUCUCCCGUUGUAGACUCCGUUGGUCGCGCUCCGGCCACAGCGGUAUGAGACGAUCCUAUUGGGCUUUCUUAUCAAACUGGUACCGCACCAUUGGAGAGUUGGUCGGAUCUCGCUGUUGCUGUCUUGGGGCCUUCGUCGAGCCGCGUCCACAACCACAGACUACACACCCCACUCGUACCAACAUGUCCGACACAGUCAAGUGCGCUAACGUUCAGGCCAACGGCGGCUCCUGCACCUACCCCGCGUGCAACUGCGCAGAGCCCCCCAAGAGCAAAUCUUGGAUAACGUUCGAAGCAUUCGCAUUUGCGAUCAGAUUCGUCGAUAUCACGUCGUGCAUGAAGAAGACGUUGGGCAGAGGCGGCGGGCCGAAGAGCGCUGGACGCUAA